AUUACAGCUCACAGAGUCUGGAGCACUGUACACAAGGAACACACAACCUGCUGUUAAAAUAACUUAUAGAGAAGUCCUCUCUUGGGCUUGGGACUAACUUAGGCAUUAAUACUAUAGCGUGAAUUUAAUAUAAAUGAAUUAAACCAGGAGUGUUUAUUUAAAAAUAGCUGGCAUUCCAAAACGAAAGGACAAGAUGAGGAGAAAAAUCGCUUCCCUAAUUUUCACUCUAUCUGCACUGAUCCAAAAUCCUGUUCUUGUGACAGGGAGAGAUGAGUUUCUGCAGAUUUCCCCGAUAGCUCCUGUUGUAAGGAUUGGAGAGGCGGUGGAGUUAAGAUGUGUCGCUCUCUGCCCGAGUGGCAACCCAGAAUGGAAGCAAACCAUAGACUCAACACCCGGAAAAGUGACUUCUUCCGCUUCAAAUUCGGUUUUACGAAUCGACAAGGUGCUGGAAACGUAUGAGAAUACUUACAAAUGCGUCGUCAGAUGUGAUGGAAGAUACUUCCAGAAGAGGGUCUUUCUAUCUGUUUACUCAUUCCCACACAAUCCUCUGGUGAAAUUGCAGUCACUCAAUCCAGUGUCUGGGCAAACAGUGACGCUGGAGUGUUUGGGGCGAGAUCUUUACCCCUGCUACAAGAUCAGUGUUCUUUGGUAUCUCAACCUUGAGCUGCUCAAGUGCGAGAAACAAACACCGAUUUGGAAUCACCCAUUGUGCAAUGUAGCCUCUCAGCUAAACUACACAACAAACUCCAGGAACAGAGACCUCACAUUCACCUGUGAGAUUCAGUUGGGUCUAAACUCAGAGGGAUUGAGAAGCAGGAACAGCUCAUUGGAGAUGCAUCUUGACAUUCGGCUGUACAAUAUCCAAAUCGAACCAACCCAUACGGUGCAACAAGCAGGAAAUUCGCUGUCAAUAUCAUGCAGUGGGGGCGGUGACCCUGUACCUGAAAUCACCUGGAGGAAACCUGACUCAGGAAGCAGGACCCCUCCCCACUGGAACAUCACCAGGAGGACCGGCCAUUCAACGCUGUACAUUAAUGAGCUGGAACCUCAGGAUGGAGGAGUUUACAUCUGUGAAGUCAGCAAUGGCAAAAGCAGCACCGAACGUCAGAGCUCAGUAGAUGUUUGGUACGGGCCCAGGGACGUUUUCAUUGACGGUGGGGGCAAUGCCCGGGAGAACGAGGCGCUGGCGUUAACCUGCCGGGGACAUGCCAACCCUGAACCCAACAUCACCUGGGCCAGGACUACCCACAGCCAGCAGCAGAGGUGGAACAUUUCCAACUCACGGGGGAGGUCGGAGCUGAGAAUCGAUUCUCUGAGACCUGAGGACCAGGGGAUUUACGAGUGCCUGGUGGAGAAUAAAUUGGGUGACGUGAGGCUGAAAGCUCAGGUGGAUGUGGAAUACGGGCCCAGGGACGUUUUCAUUGACGGUGGGGGCAAUGCCCGGGAGAACGAGGCGCUGGCGUUAACCUGCCGGGGACAUGCCAACCCUGAAUCCAACAUCACCUGGGCCAGGACUACCCACAGCCAGCAGCAGAGGUGGAACAUUUCCAACUCACGGGGGAGGUCGGAGCUGAGAAUCGAUUCUCUGAGACCUGAGGACCAGGGGAUUUACGAGUGCCUGGUGGAGAAUAAAUUGGGUGACGUGAGGCUGAAAGCUCAGGUCAAUGUAUUUGUUACAGUGAAGCCUGAACAGAAAGCUAUCGUUCUGGGCCUCAGUGUCCCUCUGGCAAGUUUGUCGGGCUUUGGAUUUAUGAUUUACCUAAUUCGCAAAAUCCUGCUCAAAGAGUUGAUGAAGAGAAAACCUUUGAGACCAGAGGGUAGCACAUCAAAAGGCCCAGUCUCACACAGUCAAGUCCUUGCUGAAAUGGCCCUCAGGACCCCGGACAAUGGGGCUGGGUCAGGUGACCACCGUGAGGUGCUGCAGACAACUCAGGUUAAUUGGUAAAUGUCAAAAAUAAUCAGUUGAGCUACUGUAAUAUCGCAGCUGAAACUCAGAAAUUUAUACAUGAAUUUCAAAGGCCAAGUGUGUUGCACUAUUUCUAAGGAGUAGCACCUGCUUCAUUGACCUACACCAGCUCCUGGUCCAAUAACAUCUUGAUUUUAAAACUUGCAGCUUUGUUUUCCAGACCCUUCUAUGGCCUCACCCCUCCCUAUCGCUAUAACCUGUUCCUGCCUUAUAACCUGCCCAGAUCUCUGCCCCUCUGAUUCUGGCCUCUUGAACAUCCCCGAGUUUAAUCGCUCCACUAUUGGUGGCCCUGCCUUCAGCUUUCUCGGCCCCAAGCUCAGGAAUUCCCUCCCUAGACCUCUCUGCCUCUCUACCUCACUUUCCUUCUGUAAGAUGGUCCUUACCUUGACUCUCCUUCCAAACUCUGAGGAAGGGUCAUGCGGACUUGAAACGUUAACUCUGUUUCUCUCUCCACAGAUGCUGCCAGACCGGCUGAGUCUUUUUCCAGAAUUUUCUGUUUUUAUUUCAGAUUUCCAGCAUCCAUAGUAUUUUGCUUUUAUCUUAAAACCUACCUCUUUGACUAAGUAUUCAGCCAUCUGUCUUAUGCAGCUCUGCACAUUUUAUAAAGCACUUGUGAAGCACCUUGGAACGUUUCACUGUAUUAAAAACAUGACUCAAAUG
This is a messenger RNA of Carcharodon carcharias (great white shark), 2626 nucleotides long. RefSeq names its product contactin-6-like. The transcript is spliced from 7 exons. The coding region runs from base 194 to 1945 and encodes 583 amino acids. Lineage: Eukaryota; Metazoa; Chordata; Chondrichthyes; Lamniformes; Lamnidae. The record is from RefSeq and is a predicted model, not a curated record.